Molecule: messenger RNA, 1077 nt
Organism: Closterium sp. NIES-65
Lineage: Eukaryota; Viridiplantae; Streptophyta; Zygnematophyceae; Desmidiales; Closteriaceae
Source: the annotation of a GenBank genome assembly
AUGAUCCCCGCAGCAGCUUUUAGAGCACAAUUUCACUCUCACAUUCACUCCUGCCCCUCUUCUGCAAUCUCGCCUGCUCCCCCGCAGCAACCAGGUGCUGCAGCGACUGGAGCACAACUUCACGCUCACCCCACACGACCUCUCUCUCCUCAGACGCCCACACCACUACCUGCAGGUGAGAAGGCCGCACAGUGUAUGGGUCACCAACAGGUCGCAGUGUACGAGUCACCAACCGGCCUGGGCAGCAGCUGCUGGGAGCAAACGGCCGCGAUGACGGACCCUCAGUAUGCCCUCACUCGCUGCUGCCUUGCCUUGCCUGACGUUCCAAAAAUGCCUAACUGCUCUGCCUUCCUUGCCUGCUCAUGCUGCUUCUGUUCCACACAUGUUAGGUCUGGUGCCCUUAUCCUAUCCGCUCUUUUACCCCUUCUCUCCCCUGCCCUUUCUCCUCCCCAAAUAGCGGAGGCAUGCCAUGCGGGGGACAACCAUGUGGCCAUGGCUGCCGUUGAUAAGGGCCCCUUGCUUCCAGCUUUAACCUUUCCUUCCCCUGCCCUUUCUUUCCCCCCCUGCUUCCCUCCCCCUACCCCCACGCCCUUCCAGAUAGCGGAGGCAUGCCAUGCGGGGGACAACCACGUCGCCAUGGCUGCAAUUGAUAAGCGCCCCUUCUGCAUCGGUGUGCGCAUCAUCCGCAAACGAUCGUUUGACGAGGUGAUGGCCAUUCCUCCUGUGGACGUGGGGGAGUUACUCGAGUCCCUUCUCGCUCGAAUCAGUGAUGGCCAUGAUUCGUCCUCUGGACGUGGGGAGUCACUCCAAUCCGCCCUCGCUCAAGUGGAGCGCCCUGCUUCAACACAUCCAAGCAACAUCUCCUGCACCCUCUCCCCCUCACCCCCCGUGCCAGUCGACUGCUCUCACACCAUCCUCCCCCUCUUCCCAGAUGAGUGGCUCGCGCAUUCGAGAGGCAGGGCGAUUCAGGGAGUGUGCGCACAUGGGUGCCCCGUGUGCAUGAAGCUCUACGCGCUCGACUCGCUCAUCAUCGAUCCCUUCUUCCACCGAGUCUGUGAGGAGGUGUGUUCCCUUUAA